AAAAAAACAUAAUCUACGAGAUUCUGCAAUUUUAACUUUACUCACUGGCUAAUCUCGUCCAAGAUUAAGAAGUUGCAGGAGAAGCAAGAAAGGGUCCCUUUUUUCAAGAAAAUUUCCCUCUUUUUUUGCCCUUUCUAAUUUGGGAAUUGUGGUCCUUUUCUGUCACAGUGAACAAAUAAAAAGCCUUUUUCACGUGGCAAGGAAGAACAGUUGUGGAGUGGCAGAGUUUAGAGAAAGUAACGAUGUCCAAGAUCUCUCCAGUUCAGGCUCUUUACGACCUGUGCAAGAAGGAUUGCACCCCUUCAGGAAUUCCUCCUCCUUGUCAAGUUGUUAUCCAAAAGCUUUCCUCUCUUAUGGAUAAAACUAGUCCUGCUGAUGUUGGGCUCAAGGAGGACAACUCAGAUGAAGAUCGGAGCCAUGGUUUUUUCGGGCCCAAUGCAGAUGAUGAUUUCGACAGGAUAGCUCGAUAUGCUCAUUCCAUUAGAUACUUGCAAAUAUUUGAAACUGAAAGCUUUACAACGUUUAUAUUCUGCAUGCCAAAGUCAACUGUUUUUCAACUCCAUGAUCAUCCAGGGAUGACUGUCUUGAGCAAACUUCUUUAUGGGUCCAUGCAUGUAAAGGCCUACGACUGGGUUGAGCCAGCUUGCAUACCAAAAAGUAGGGGACCAGGGUGCCGUCCAGUUAGAUUGGCAAAAUUGGCAGUGGACAAAGUUAAAACAGCAUCAUGUGGCACCUCUGUCUUGUACCCCAAAUCUGGAGGUAAUAUCCAUUGUUUCACUGCAAUAUCCACAUGUGCAGCAUUCAACAUUCUCACACCUUCUUUCCAAGAAGCUGCUGGCAGGACAUGUACCUUCUACCGUGAAUAUCCUUAUUCCAGCUUCCAAAUUGCAGAUGGAGCAGGCAUAAUUGAUGGAAAGGAAGAAGAUUAUGCAUGGCUGGAGGUGAUCCCCUCACCAAAUUCUCUGUGUGUUAUCAAGGAUGAAUAUAAGGGGUUCACUAUUCAAGUUUAGCUCUCUCACUUGCUAACAGUGAUUGAAUUUUUUUCUGAUUUGGAAUUUUUGUCUAUCCUUAAGAUGGAGAAAGUGGGUCCUGUUUGGGGCCUUUUUAGGUUGAACACUACAGCUUUGUGUGGCUUGGAGACAUGAGAUUUAACUAUUGUCUGUGGUAUGUUGUUAAUACAUAGUUAAGUUUCCCUUUCUUCACAA
Telopea speciosissima is the source of this 1205-nucleotide messenger RNA. RefSeq names its product plant cysteine oxidase 3-like. NCBI's taxonomy places the organism in Eukaryota, Viridiplantae, Streptophyta, Magnoliopsida, Proteales, Proteaceae. The coding region runs from base 243 to 1010 and encodes 255 amino acids. The transcript is spliced from 7 exons. Gene Ontology annotation, molecular function: oxidoreductase activity, acting on single donors with incorporation of molecular oxygen, incorporation of two atoms of oxygen. The record is from RefSeq and is a predicted model, not a curated record.